AUGAACAUGGAAGGAGAAUUAACUAAACUGCCAGCUGGAACGACGAUAACGAAGAUCAUCGAGUCGCCGAUAACAGUACCAAACCCCAGGAACAUUCAAUCGACAGUGCCUCACGUGACGGUCACCGCGAUACCCGGACAGUCAAAGUACGUCCAGCUGCUGAACGUGAUCGAGGAGCUGGGGAGAGACAUUCGUCCGACCUACGCAGGAAGCAGAAGUUCCGCUGAACGCAUUAAGCGCGGUCUCGUUCACGCCCGCUUGCUAGUCAGAGACUGUCUUCAUGAGACUGAACGAAGUGCUCGCCAAUAA
Messenger RNA from Cotesia congregata, 309 nucleotides. The record is from the annotation of a GenBank genome assembly. Lineage: Eukaryota; Metazoa; Arthropoda; Insecta; Hymenoptera; Braconidae.